Messenger RNA from Planococcus citri (citrus mealybug), 1899 nucleotides. RefSeq names its product E3 ubiquitin-protein ligase rnf168-like. Gene Ontology annotation, molecular function: nucleosome binding; ubiquitin-protein transferase activity. The transcript has 7 exons. NCBI's taxonomy places the organism in Eukaryota, Metazoa, Arthropoda, Insecta, Hemiptera, Pseudococcidae. Bases 159 to 884 code for a protein of 241 amino acids. Gene Ontology annotation, biological process: double-strand break repair. The record is from RefSeq and is a predicted model, not a curated record. Gene Ontology annotation, cellular component: site of double-strand break; nucleus.
AAAAUAAUCAAAAUCAAAACAAAAAAAUUUUUCUAAUCAAAAAUUCGAAGAAGCGCCAAAAAAUGUCAAAAUUUUUCCAACUUUUGUAAUUAAUUUAGCUCGAUGAUUAAUUUUUUUUGGUCUAAAAUUGAUGUGCUUUAUAAAGCUAUUCCACAAACAUGAAUGUCGAAGAGUAUAUUUGCCCUAUUUGCCGUGAAAUAUUAUUGGAACCGGUUACAUUGCCUUGUAAACAUACCUCCUGUUACGACUGCUUAGAGAAAACACUAGAUAGUAAUAAAUAUCAAUGCUUCCUGUGCCGAAAAUUCAUCGGUAGUUGGUACAGAAACGCGAGAUUGAAAAAAAAACUUGUCAACGAGAAGUUAUGGAAGCUCAUUCAAGAUAAAUUCAAUGAUUUUGUAGUGAAAAAACGCAACGGAGAAACCAUAGAAAUCAUAUCAACUCAAAUACCUAUCAGUUUGAGUGCACCGGGUGAAAUUAAACAAGAAUUCGAGCAAUGUGAAGAGAAAAUUCAAUCAGAGGUUAGAAUCAAGAAAGAGAAAGAAGAAAAGCUCAGCGAAGAACUAAUCAAACAAUUACAGGAUGAAGAAAACGAACGUCGUAGAGAACAGGAAGAGUUGGCUUUACAUGAUGAACAACUGGCUAAAAUUUUAGCAGAUGAACUGAAUUCUGUUGAGAUUGCUCGCAUGAACGAUGAACUGGCUCAAUUAUCUAAAGAUGAAAAGAUCGCAAAAACGCUGGAAGAGUUGGAACAAAACAGUCCUUAUUCAGGGAAACCCAAGAUAUCGAGAACUUUGGUCAAAAGCAACAAAGAAAAAACACCUCGACGUGUUUCAUUCGGACCAAUGGAUUUUUUCAUAGAAAAAAAAAGACGCAGAGAAGUCUAACGGAAGUUAAUAAUUUUCAAUUUUUUAUACCAUAUUUUACCCAUCAAUGAUAUUUUAAUGAAAUAUUGGAAUACUCUGUUCGCCAUAAUUCCCAGUGAUACUCUAUUUAAUCGUAAGUUGAUAUAAUUUUAAGAAUAUUAUAAAUUUGAGAAUUGAAAAAGUUACCAAUUAUUUUUUUAAAAACUUUUUCAAUGAAUUUUCACUUUAAAAAAAACACGUAUUUUCUCAUCAAUGUAUAUCUUUUUCAUCAUCUAAAAUUCGAGUUACUUUCGAACUGCCCUUCAAUAAAACGCUUCGCACCGAGGUGUUUUAUACGAGUAUUAAAAAUGACGCCCUUGCGAUUCUCAACACUCGAUAAUUUUCCGACUUUUCUGGCCCUGAAAUGAACUCUCGAAUUAUUUCCUUCGAGGGUCAAGGUAUCUUCAAACCUUAACAGAAUGCAUUAAUUUAGUUUCGAACCUGUGCAUUCGCUAAAGCGGUAAAACCACCACGUUAAACUCCGCGACAGGUAACCAACCAUCGACGAAUUGUUUGACCAGCGCACGCGAUGAAGAUUGACCAGUUUUACGAUUAAAUCUGCUGCGAAAAAUUCGCUUUUUCUAAUGUUUUCGCGCGGUUUUUUUGAUAUUUUUAAUAUGAUUUUGUUUAAUUGACGUGGCUAAAGAAUAAAAUUUAUUAUGAUUCGGGAAUAUUAUAAAUGUGAAGUGUAGUUUUGUGUUUUUCUAAACAAAAUGAAGUUAUUUUCGGUUUUUAUACUGCUCUUGUAUCAAAGUAAGAAGCAUCAUUUUUAAUAAUUAUUUUUAAAAUGGUUGAAUGUCUUUUUCUUGAACGUAAAAAAUUUUCCUACUUACAUUAUUCGAGUCAAAUCCAUUUUCAUUGUCUAUAAAUUUUUCACGAAUUUUUGAAAAUGAUUUUUAUCCUACCUAUCUUUAAUUUUUUUACUCUGUUUGUUGUUUGUCGUGCAUAAUUCGUGUUUAAAAUUUUAAUUUUAAUUUAAUAAACAUUUUUAACCUUU